AUGAGUAUAAACUCAGAAACAGAAUCUGAAACAUUGCGUAUUAGCUGUCAAUAUAACUAUGAAAGCCAGGUCAUAUCUUUACUACAAGCUAUGCACAGUGAGAUAAUCUCUUUGAAGGCAGGACAGGACACUAUCAAACUGGAAUUGAAUUCUACAAGAGAAGAAUUGAAUUCGAAGAUUGACUACCUCCAGAGUCAACUAGACAACAGAGGAUUUUCUGAGCAAGAGACAGUACCUUCUGCCACUGACAUUCCUUGCAACAGUCUUAUCCGUGCACCUAUUCCAAAUACCUGGGAUAUAACAUUGAAGUACAUCUUCAAAAUGAUGAGUGAAGAUCUUGGUAUUGAGAUCAUUUGUGAUGAGCUGGCUGUCCAUCCUUUGGUGAAGGAUCUUGGUUCUUGUUCUAGCUGGGGGUCUAUAUCAGUAAUGGUUAGAAAACAAAUGUGUGCUAAACACGCAAUGUUGAUGAAGGAUGCUGGUAUCAACCUCACCAGAUGCCAUGAAAACUGGGCAUCUGCCUCAAGAAUCUCUCAUCUCUGA
Molecule: messenger RNA, 540 nt
Organism: Phycomyces blakesleeanus NRRL 1555(-)
Lineage: Eukaryota; Fungi; Mucoromycota; Mucoromycetes; Mucorales; Phycomycetaceae
Exons: 4
Coding region: 1-540 (179 amino acids)
Source: RefSeq, a predicted model, not a curated record